AUGGACUUCAAUAUUCCAGCUUACACCUAUCCCUGUCUGGCCCCUUCCUUCUACUCGAACUCUCCACAGCUCAUCUUUUUGUUUGGAGUUCCCGACGACACCCCGAACCUAGUAUCGCACCUAAUCGACAUUUCCAACAUCGACACCCCCAAAGUCUCGUAUAUCACAUCCAACUCCAAGGCCGACCGGCAAUAUAAAUGGGACUCGAUGGCCGAAAAAAACUGCUUCACCAACCCCAUGAGCUUUACUAGCGGCGGCUAUGCCAACACAGAGGUGCAGCAACUUGGAACAACAACGAUUGCGGCUAUUUUGUACGCCUCCUUUGGGCUUCAGCAGGUGUUUGACCUGUCGAUGGUCAAGUUCAAGACAUCCAAGCUUUUUGCGACGACGCAGGUUCAGGAGCGGGACGAUUAUGCAGUCGCCUGGGCAGCUUUUACUGUCGCGGAUGUUGUCAGUGGCGCACCGGCGGAGAAGGAAGGGUGGGUUGGUGUCUUCAGGAACACCAGCAACAUAAUUGUAACUGAUCAAGGACAAACAAAUUUACCGCCGUUCCCCAUGUUGGCCGUUGGAGCAUAUUCUACAACGAACGCCAACGGAGAUCUCGUCGUAUAUGACAAGGACGGCACCGGAUAUCUAUACAGGGCGUCGAGUGUACGCCACCCCACUGGAGUCAAUGCUCCCAUCGCCUGGCUUUAUAGCGGGCAAAAGCAACCGAUUGACAGUGGAGGUGCCACCCUGACUUCCGAAGCAAUUCCCAUUAGUGCGCAGAACAUUGCUUUCAUUCUUGACCAGACACUUAACAACUUGACGGUAGUCUAUUCCUUGCGACCCGAUAGCUCGCCCAAAUUGGUGAAGGUGGCGACAAAGGGGAACGUGCCUCCUUUCAUCAAAAACAUGGCGGGGACAGUAUUGGACGAGUAUUCUGGCACCAGUGAAAAGAUUGUAAUCUACUCACUGGAUCAAACAACUGGCGCUGCGAGGUUCAAUCUCUUUGACACCGUUACUGGGAUUUGGACAGGAUCUGGGCUGGUCGACCCAUCGUCAGAGCCAGCAACAGCAUCGCCACUACUACCGCCAAGAAAGAUCAUUACCUUGGAUCAAGGUGCCAACAAUGCAAGUGAGAUUAGUGCUGAAAGAAACGAGACUGGUGCUGGAGGUAGCGAGCCAAGCGCCCCAGCCGCCAUCAGCAACGACAUCAACAACAACCAACCUCCAGUCUUUUGGAACCAGCACAUUCAUCAUGUCGUCGCCGCUUCCUCCAACAAGUAA
Linnemannia hyalina is the source of this 1269-nucleotide messenger RNA. The record is from the annotation of a GenBank genome assembly. NCBI's taxonomy places the organism in Eukaryota, Fungi, Mortierellomycota, Mortierellomycetes, Mortierellales, Mortierellaceae.